Molecule: messenger RNA, 2101 nt
Organism: Moneuplotes crassus
Lineage: Eukaryota; Ciliophora; Spirotrichea; Euplotida; Euplotidae
Source: the annotation of a GenBank genome assembly
AACUCAUUAUUAAAAAGAUGUCUGACAGCAGGAAUCCAAUUCCGUCUCAAAGAAGAAUGAGAGAGCCUGGCCACGAGGCCAACCAAGCUGACUGGAUAGAUGAAGAUAAAUCAGAAAAUUCACAGAGAAGAGGAAGAGGGAUGGACAGAUCACCAGAGCCACAGUAUCGAGGUGAUAUUGAUGGGUAUGAUAAGGGAAGAAGACAUGAAUCUCCAAGAGGAGGUAGAAGAAAUAUGGACAGAGGCAGAUAUCAGCACAAUGAUGGAUAUGCAGAUAGAGGAGAUUAUUAUGAUAGAAAUAGAAGCAGAGGGAUCCCUCAGGAUCAAAUGAGAUAUGGAGGGAGGCAAGAUCAACAUAGAAGAGACGACAGAGAAAGAUAUCCUAGAAAUGAUUACAACACAUCUUAUCACGCAAGAGGAAAUACCAGAGAUGAUAGAGGAGACUAUUACAGAAGCAACGAUACUUAUAAUAGGCCAAGAAAUGAAGCCAGACAUGAUACCAGGCAUGAUGCUAGGAACGAUAGUAGAUAUGAUACUAGACAAGAUAGCAGGCAUGAUGCCAGACAGGAUUCAAGGCAUGACGCCAGACAAACUCAGAUGUCUCAGAGAGAGCAAGUGGCUCUUAGUACUGGCAUUCCUAAAGACUUGUUGAAAUCAGAUCUUGCUACUCAGCCAGGAGUUAGCUACCAAGCAAAGCCAUCUGAAAUAAAAUAUCACUUCUAUAUCAUUUGCCUUGACUGCAAGAAUAUGUCUGUUCCAAAAGUAAAGGACAAUAUUUGAAUGGAACUGGGAAAGAUUGGUUACAAACUCAACAAAGAAGCUAUCUAUAUUGAUGAUAAAGAAUACGAGAAUGACUAUAAGGCACUUGUUGGGCUAAAAUUUGACCAUAAAGCCCUCCAGUGCUUUGAUAACUGUAAUAAGAUGAAGCUUCCUUUCAGAUUCAGGCUUGAGAUGUCCAGAACGUUUACAUCUUAUCUUGAGAAAUAUGGUGAUGCCAUUAGAACAAUGGCUUACCCCACUGACCCAAUGAUGUGUCCAAACCAGAAGCUUGACAGGCCAAGAGAAAUGAGCCCUCAAAGAGAAAGAUUUUCUCAAAGGUCUAAUGAGAGAAGACUUUCUUAUAGCCCUAGAGGUGGAAGAGAUCAUCCAAGAGGAGAUCACUACACUAGAGAAAGAAGAUCUUCCGAGAGAUAUAGAAGAAGAGAUGAAAUUAGUCCUUCUAGAUCUCCAUCUCCUAAGAAUAGAAGGUCUGAGGAGAGAAAGGAAUACCCAAAGGAGAGAGAAGAUGACUAUCAUGACAACCAUGAUAACAAAUCUGUACAUUCUUAUGAUAAAGAUUCAAGAAGAUCUGAUAGAGGAGACAACCAGAGUGAAGAAACUAUCUGCUAUCUUUUUGGAGUUCCUAUUGAUGCCACAAACAAUGAUAUCAUUGAUGAGCUUGAUAAAAGAGGUAUUCACAAGCCUGUCAAAGUGGAAAAAGGCGGCAAAGACAAUGACUUCGGAGAUAGCUGCGUUUACUUCAGUCUCAAAUUUGAUGUUCCUAUUAGUGUUGAUAAGUUGCUUGAACAAGAAGUAUCGAUAUUCGGUAAAAAUGUGCUAAUCAUACCAAGAGUGGAUAAUAUCCCUAUCAAAAAGCUUGUUCCUUAUCAUCAGGUUCUUGUUACUUUUAAUCAAUUCUCUCCUGGUUUGAACUUAUUGAAUCAUUCAAACUGUAGCCAGGAGAUUCCUUAUCUUCAUAACUUCUUUGCCAAGUACGGCAAAAUUGUGGAUCUUAACCUUGAGUAUAUGCCCUCCUGUUUCGUUGUUACCUAUACUAGACAUGAAAAUGUCCUCGAACUAUUGGAAAAGAGAUCCUUGGAUUACAUGAGCAACAAUAAUACUAGGCUAAUGCUGAAUAUAAACAAGAUGAACUUUAUUCUUCCAGUCAGAUCUGGUGGUAGUAAUCAUGAUGAUUCUGACUUUUGCAUUUCUCAAACCUAUAUGCCUAAAUUCCUCAAGAAAUCUAUGAUUGAUUCCAAGGCAGCCUCUUCUGACAUGCCUAAGGCUGAUGGAGAGCAAGAUAUCAUACCUGCUUAAGUAAUGCUCUAUUCUGAAUAAUUGUU